AUGCCUACUCGGUUGUUAGACCUCGGUAAUGAAGGCGCAAAAACGUGGCGAAUUAUCGAGUCUCAAGGCCAGGACAGAGUUGAAUACAUUGCACUCUCCCAUCGAUGGUCAAAGAGCACACCGGAGUUGCUUAGUAGUAACUACGAAGCAUACCAUGAACAUCAGCCUGAUAGUAUCCUUCCCCAAGACUAUCAAGAUGUCAUCUCUAUUUGUCGCGCAAUACCCAUCCGAUACCUGUGGAUCGACUCUCUCUGUAUUGUGCAAAAAGACGGCGGCUUUGACUUUCGCCGUGAAGCACCAAUGAUGAUAGAUAUCUAUCAGCAUGCCUACCUUACGUUGAUGAUAUGUUGGGACUUCGCAGGGACCUCGAUUUUCCGAAAGUGCAGUCCCCGGAGCAUACCACGCCCUCGACCGCCCCAGUCCGAUGAUCACGAUUUGCACGAUUUAUCCAAUCUGGACAUCAACCCCGAUGACUUUGUGUUUGUCACAUACCGGGAGGACUUCUCUAUGAACACAGAGGAUGCUUCUAUUAAUACGAGAGCAUGGGUUCUGCAAGAACGAUACCUUUCCAAAAGGAUUCUAUACCUGGGGAACGAUCAGCUUUAUUGGGAAUGCGAUGGCGAAGGCAACGGACACCCCGUCUUAAGCGAACUAUUUUCUAAAAUCAUAGAAUCUAGUGGUCGACAAUCGGCUACCAUCCCUUUUGGAGGGGGUAGAGAACCAACCUGGAACCAAAUAAUCCAGAAGUACACGGCAUGCCAAUUGACAUAUGAAGAGGACAGGGUUGUCGCUAUAGCGGGUCUUGCUAGAGUUCUCUCCAAAAGAACUGGCGAGACCUAUUUCGCAGGAAUCUGGCUCGAGCAUUGGGCACACGACCUCCUUUGGGCUACAACAAAGGAAAGAGUUUCAAGUUCUGGGCUCGAUGUGCCAAAUACGAAGCAGAGCACCACUCCAACUUCAACCCCUCCUUCAUGGUCAUGGCUGUCAUUUUCUGGAACGGUUCGGGCUUAUCGAUAUGGCUAUUGGCGAUCGGACUUCUUGACAACAAAACUCAACUCAUUCGAGUUGGAUGAUGUGCGUCCGCUAGCUAUGUUGACCGGGUCUAUUAUCAGCCCCCAAGACAGCGAUCCAUUCACCUUUUUUGACCAAGCCAUCUUGAAGAUCAAGUGUCUUCUGAUACCAGUGGAGUUCAACCACAUGGUAGAUAAGAACCAUUUUCUCGGACAACUAUCCAUACCAUUUAACCCACGGAUCCUCUACCAUGACGAGAUUCCCUCCGGUUUAAAUUUCUUGCAGCUGACUGAUGAAUAUGGAGAUGGACCAACUUUCGAGGUGAACUUUAGCAGGCCUGUUGAUCCGUCUUCAGCUUGUUACUUCCUUCCAGUUGUUCUCGAAAAGGAGAAUUUCGUUGAUGCUAGCGCCGAUACCUUUCAUAACGCAAUCGUCGCAGGUCUGUUGAUUCAACAAACAUUGGAGCGUGACAAGCAAGAGUUUACUAGAGUGGGAACUCUCCUUGGGAAGGAAGAUGAGCCUUCGAUCAGCCCUUUGAUCAGCAACACAAUUGUCAGACAGGGUAUUGGAAGUACUCCUUCAUCGCUGAAUACACAAGACGAAACCGCCUUUGAAUCGAAACUUGGCAACUUCGCAGCUGAUAUGGUGUCUUGUCCAGUACCUGUAUAUUGUUGCGACAUAGACAUAGACAUGGAGGAUGGAUCAAGAAAUAGCACAAGUGACGGGGAGGGCGAUAGUUCAAGCGAUGAGAGUAUUUGGGAGAUGGUUGAGUGUUCGAGUUUACCAUACUUCGCUACGGCGAAGUGGACUACUAUCCUAUUAGUAUAG
Molecule: messenger RNA, 1839 nt
Organism: Thyridium curvatum
Lineage: Eukaryota; Fungi; Ascomycota; Sordariomycetes; Thyridiales; Thyridiaceae
Exons: 1
Coding region: 1-1839 (612 amino acids)
Source: RefSeq, a predicted model, not a curated record